This is a messenger RNA of Centruroides sculpturatus (bark scorpion), 2055 nucleotides long. RefSeq names its product forkhead box protein F1-like. The transcript has 2 exons. Gene Ontology annotation, molecular function: DNA-binding transcription factor activity, RNA polymerase II-specific; RNA polymerase II cis-regulatory region sequence-specific DNA binding. Gene Ontology annotation, cellular component: nucleus. Gene Ontology annotation, biological process: animal organ morphogenesis; regulation of transcription by RNA polymerase II. The record is from RefSeq and is a predicted model, not a curated record. The coding region runs from base 206 to 1486 and encodes 426 amino acids. Lineage: Eukaryota; Metazoa; Arthropoda; Arachnida; Scorpiones; Buthidae.
UCGUGUCCAGUCAGUGUUAGGAGAAGCGUGUUGAAGCAGUCGAGAUUAAAGUCGUUCGGGGGGCUCCUUGUCUUCUGCUCCGUGUCUUGGGUCUUCUGCGUGUUGUUUUUGUUUUUUUGGCUGUGUCUUGAGGGAACUUUUUUUUUUAAAAUCCGUUUCUGUUCUGUUCAGUCAUGCAACUGAUCGGCUACAUGUCUUCGUAAACAUGAAGGUGGAAAAGUUAGAAACAGGACUACCCGAAAGUGAAGUACAACACGGUUUGACUACUGGGAAUAUGUUGGUGUCUGGGGGUGAAUUCGGGCAUCAAGAUCCGAAUGGACCUUCGACGUCGUCGUCUCUACACGAAAGUGAUUCGGGAGAGAAAGCCGUGGCUCCUACUAAGAAGUGUGGUGCUGGUGUACGACGUCAGGAAAAGCCUCCUUAUUCUUACAUAGCUCUAAUCGUCAUGGCCAUUCAGAGUUCACCAUCCAAAAGACUUACUUUGAGCGAGAUUUAUCAAUUUUUACAACAACGUUUUGCGUUUUUUAGAGGUAGUUAUCAGGGAUGGAAAAAUUCAGUCAGACACAACUUGUCUUUGAACGAAUGUUUUAUCAAGCUACCAAAAGGGUUGGGAAGACCAGGUAAAGGACAUUACUGGACUAUCGAUCCUGCCAGCGAGUUUAUGUUCGAAGAAGGAUCCUUUAGAAGGCGACCACGUGGAUUUCGUAGAAAAUGCCAAACUCUAAAACCGUUUACACCUACAUAUUACCCAGGAACCAUGCUAGGUUCUCCUUACGAAGUCUUAGGUCAGCCUAGUCCCAACGUGUCUUGCAGUGCACCGGCACCGUCUGUGAUGUCGACUGCAAACAUGAGCGCUAGUAAUCAACCUUAUUUGAACGUCGACCAGCAACAGAAUUACCAAAAUUCCCAACUGACACCCUGCAGUUACAGUUAUCCUUCGAGUAACGUGCAGCUUACCAACGGUCAUUAUCUAUCUAGCUGCUCUCUAUCCAGUUCUGGAAAUCUGACCCCCAUGACUCCACCGGCACCUUCUGCUGAAUAUGGAGUAGCACCGGCUCAAUCUCCCAUUCAUCAAUUAUACAGUGCCACAAAUUUAGACAGGACCGAACCACCCCUGGCUUGGUCCACGUCUUGCGGAGGACAAUACCUAAAACCACCUUCUCUGAGUCCGUCCAGCAGUCCUGCAGCAUCAUUACAAUCUUUAUCACCGAAUACAACGACGACUUCGAGUAUGGUACUCUCUGCAGAUCCUACAGUUUACCAGAACAGCGCACAACAGUUGAGUCAAUCCUUUAUGACCACAGAAAACAUGGACAUGGAUCUCAACGGUAAUUCUGUCCAAUGGCCAGGUACGAGGUAUCAACAGGAAAGAAAGGGAUUCGCAUCCACCUCAACUAGUCUUCCUCCAGUUACAACUUUGAGUGGUGCAGCUCAAUCAAUCUGUCCACAGUCACCUCCUUAUUACGACAUCAAGUACGUUCUGUGAUUCUGUUUAUCGUCCAGCUCCGUCCACUCAGUAAACAUAUACAUUACAGUUCCUAUAAAGACAAUUUUAAUGAUAAAUUGGUUCCUAAGAAGUGCUACCAGUUUCACCAAUGUACCAAAAAAUAUUCGAAGAAUUUUUUUUUUCUUUUAAAUUUCGAAAUCGAAAUUUUCUCAUUGUAAAAAUAUGUACAUAAAUUAGAAGUUAUGUUCCUAUAAUUUGUGAAAUUCUCAUAUUACAAAAUUAUGAAAAUUCGUCUUUGCUGUGAAGAAGACAAUUUUAGAAGAAUUGGCAUUUAUGCAGAGAAUUUUUUUGUUUUUUUUUUUUAAAUUCUGUCGAUUAUCAGAAUAUAAUUUGUGUUGAUUUUAAAUUGAUAUAUAUCUCUCUCUUUCCUAUGUUUAGCAUUUUGGAUGUAUAAUUGCUUUAAAUAUCGCUGUUCAAUGCGACCAUUUAUCUAUCUCAUAAUCAGCAAUAUUCAAGUAGUAAAUUAUGUAGUAUUGAUGAUUAAAAAUUGUUUAAAUAUCCGAAUUUUGGCUAAUUCUAUUAAUAAAAUAUCCAAAAAAUAAUAAUAA